CGUAGGGAAUUGACGACCGUAGUGGCCAUGGCGCGCGCGCUGGCGGAUCUAGCGGUGAACUUGCAGGUCCCCCGGGUCGUCCCCAUCCCGGAUUCGGACUCGGAUACAGACUUGGAGGAUCCGAGUCCCCGGCGCAGUGCGGGUGGUCUGCAUCGAUCACAGGUCAUCCACAGCGGACACUUCAUGGUGUCCUCCCCGCACAGCGACUCGCUGACCCGGCGACGCGACCAAGAGGGGCCGGUGGGGCUCUCCGACUUCGGGCCGCGCAGCAUCGAUCCGACACUCACCCGCCUCUUUGAGUGCUUGAGCCUGGCUUACAGUGGCAAGCUGGUUUCUCCCAAGUGGAAGAACUUCAAAGGCCUCAAGUUGCUGUGCCGGGACAAGAUCCGCCUGAACAACGCCAUCUGGAGAGCGUGGUAUACUCAGUAUGUCCAGCGGAGGAGGAGCCCAGUGUGUGGCUUCGUGACCCCUCUGCAGGGUCCUGAAGCAGAUGAGCACCGGAAGCCUGAGGCUGUCGUCCUGGAAGGUAAUUACUGGAAGCGGCACAUCGAGGUGGUGAUGCGCGAAUACCACAAGUGGAGAAUCUACUACAAGAAGCGGCUUCGUAAAUCCAGCAGGGAAGGGGAUUUCCUAGCUCCCAAGCAGGUGGAAGGUGGGUGGCCACCACCAGAGCGAUGGUGCGAACAGCUCUUCUCCAGUGUGGUGCCUGUGCUGCUUGGGGGCUCCGAGGAGGAGCCUGGGGGCCGACAGCUUCUGGACCUGGACUGCUUCUUGUCCGAUAUCUCCGACACGCUCUUCACCAUGACACAGCCCAGCCCCUCGUCCCUGCAGCUGCCCCCAGAAGACGCUUAUGUUGGCAAUGCUGACAUGAUCCAGCCAGACCUGACACCGCUGCAGCCCAGCCUGGAUGACAUCAUGGAGAUAUCAGAUUUCUUCACCAAUUACCGCCCUCCGCAGACGCCCACAUCUUCAAACUUUCUGGAGCCCCCCACCUUUGGCCCAAUGGCUGACCCCCUCUUUGGCAGUGGGAUCCUGGGCCCAGAGAUGCCAUCUCCAGCCUCCUCUUCCUCCUCCUCGGGAAUGACCCCUCUCUCAGGAAAUACCCGCCUACAGGCUCGAACAAGCUGUCCUGGACCAUUGGAUCCCAGUGCCUUUUUGAGUUCUGAAUUCCUUCUUCCUGAAGACCCUAAGACCAAAAUCCCACCUACUCCUGUGCCGACUCCUCUCCUUUCAUAUCCCACCCCUGUCAAGCUACACGGCCUGGAGCCCUGCACCCCAUCUCCCUUCCCUACGAUGGCUCCACCUCCCACUCUGUUGCCAGAAGAGCCCCUCUUCUCUGCCAGGUUUCCCCUCACCACAGUCCCUCCUGCUCCAGGAGGGUCUACACUUCCUGCACCUUCGACCUUUGUUCCCACCCCACAGCCUGGCCCUGCCCCCGGCCCUGCCCCUUUCUCCAUAGACCAUCUGCCUCCUGGGUACCCAGAACCUGUCUUUGGACCUCACUUCACCAUGCCUCCGGGUGUGCAAACCAGAUGCAAGCCCUCCACCACCCCAUCCCCUGGGGGAAGGAAAGCCAGUCCCCCCACCUUGGCCUCGGCCACUGCCAGAGACAACAACCCCUGCCUUACACAGCUGCUCAGAGCAGCCAAACCUGAGCAAGCACUGGAACCUCCAACUGUGCCCAGCACCUUCCUCCAGCCUCCAGAGUCCCUGGUAAGAUGGCGGGCACUGGGUCAUAGGGGUCAGUCUAGGGCCUUUGCUCCAACCUUCUGCCCUUCUCCAUCCCAGCAGGAUACAGUUUCUGAAAUCCCCUGUGCACGUGCCUUCUUCCCCCCAAUCCUGGCCCCUACACCACCCCGGCCAUCUCUGGGGCAAGCCACAUUGGCUCCUCCCAGGUCCCUGGUUGUCCCCAAAGCAGAGCGGCUGUCACCCCCAGCACCCAGCGGCAGUGAGCGGCGGCUAUCAGGGGAUCUGAGCUCCAUAUCACCUCCGGGGAUACUGAGUGUCCACCUAUCUCCCCCUCAAACUAUCCUAAGUCGAGGUCGUGCAGACAACAACAAGAUGGAGACCCGACGCAUCACACACAUCUCCGCAGAGCAGAAGAGGCGUUUCAAUAUUAAGCUAGGAUUUGACACCCUUCACGCGCUUGUGAGCACUCUCAGUGCCCAGCCCAGCCUAAAGGUGAGCAAAGCGACAACGCUGCAGAAGACUGCCGAGUACAUCGUGAUGCUGCAGCAGGAACGGGCAGCCAUGCAGGAGGAGGCGCAGCAGCUGCGGGAUGAGAUAGAGGAGCUCAAUGCUGCCAUCAACUUGUGUCAGCAGCAGCUACCAGCCACUGGGGUGCCCAUCACACAUCAGCGCUUUGACCAGAUGCGAGACAUGUUUGACGACUAUGUCAGGACCCGCACACUGCACAACUGGAAAUUCUGGGUAUUCAGCAUCCUCAUCCGGCCUUUGUUUGAGUCCUUCAAUGGGAUGGUGUCUACUGCAAGCUUGCACAGUCUCCACCAGACCUCGCUAGCCUGGCUAGACCAGUACUGUUCCCUGCCUGCUCUCCGGCCAACUGUCCUGAAUUCCCUUCGCCAACUCAGCACAUCCACCAGCAUCCUGUCGGACCCAAGCCGUGUGCCUGAGCAAGCCACACGGGCAGUCACAGAAGGCACCCUGGGAAGGCCAUUAUAAUCCUGGUGAAGGUUGCCAAGCUUCAGACAUAGCUAGUGGGUACUCCCCUCCUGAUCCUGGCUAGACCAUUCCCUGAGGGUCAGGCAGGUUCCAGGUUUUACACUUACCACCUCCUGGGGAUAGAGAACUUAGUUCCCAUCCCUGCACCAUCACUAAUGCUUGGUCCCUGGUGACUCAUACCCCAUCUUUGGACCUACAUUUAAUCACAGAGAACCCUAAAGGCAUUAGCAGCUGUGACACUGGGGACUCAGGCUACCCAGGGAGCUCUGAGGAGAAAAGAUUCUAAUCUGAUUCCCUACAACUCCCUGCUUUGGACAGAGGGUACCACCCCUUAGUUCCUGAGCAGGGAGGCACAACAGGAGAGCCCUCUCUUUGUUCCUGCAGUGGUGACAUGGGGAGCUAUAGGGUGGCUUUGUGGGUACGGUCACCAAGGUCUGAUGCAAGGAGAGAUCAGGGCAAGGGGUGGCCACAGCAAGGCAGGCAUCUUGCAUGUAUGUAGAUGUGUGUGUGAGUAUGUGGAUUUUAUAAAAAUAUUUUUGAUCAAUAAAGGCAAAAACUGUCUGCAAGGA
Messenger RNA from Psammomys obesus (fat sand rat), 3251 nucleotides. RefSeq names its product MLX interacting protein like (gene Mlxipl). Bases 28 to 2682 code for a protein of 884 amino acids. The transcript has 16 exons. NCBI's taxonomy places the organism in Eukaryota, Metazoa, Chordata, Mammalia, Rodentia, Muridae. Gene Ontology annotation, molecular function: DNA-binding transcription factor activity, RNA polymerase II-specific; protein dimerization activity; RNA polymerase II cis-regulatory region sequence-specific DNA binding. The record is from RefSeq and is a predicted model, not a curated record. Gene Ontology annotation, biological process: regulation of transcription by RNA polymerase II. Gene Ontology annotation, cellular component: nucleus.